This is a messenger RNA of Saccharomyces eubayanus, 486 nucleotides long. It is a transcript of the gene HIT1, whose product is annotated as Hit1p. The coding region runs from base 1 to 486 and encodes 161 amino acids. Gene Ontology annotation, biological process: snoRNA localization; box C/D snoRNP assembly; maturation of LSU-rRNA from tricistronic rRNA transcript (SSU-rRNA, 5.8S rRNA, LSU-rRNA). NCBI's taxonomy places the organism in Eukaryota, Fungi, Ascomycota, Saccharomycetes, Saccharomycetales, Saccharomycetaceae. Gene Ontology annotation, cellular component: pre-snoRNP complex; nucleus. The record is from RefSeq and is a predicted model, not a curated record. The transcript has a single exon.
AUGGCUCAGGCUGUAGUUAAGUGUGGUAUAUGCCACGAGAGUGAUGGCAAGUAUAAAUGUCCUAAGUGUAGCAUACGAUAUUGUUCCUUGAAAUGCUACAAAGAUACUGAAAAACACAUUCAUAAAAACGUUCUAGAACCCCAAACCGAAACGGACCCUAGUUCAGAGUCCAAUAAUAACAACAGUGCUACCGUAACCGGUAGGAAAAGUUUGAAGACAAGAGCAUUCGAUGAAGUUUAUCAAAAUAACGUCCAAUUGCAAGAACUAUUAAAGUACAAUACAGUGAAAUUCCAUUUAGCGAAGGUUUAUAGAAUUCUAUCAACUGCCGUUAGCGACGGAAGUUCUGGAAACAUGAGUAGCGACCUACAAAAAGAGUUAGCUGUAAAUUACCUUAACACAUUGCGAUAUGGUGGUAUACAUUAUAAUGAGGCUAUCGAAGAAUUUUGCCAAAUACUAUUAGAUAGAUUAAAUGACGUUAAAGAAUAA